GGUAUUUCAGAGUUCAGACUGAGAGAAAGUGACUGAAAGCCUGAAAAUAUUUGGCUAAAAUUUAUCUGGUGUUAAAGUCGAAAUUGCCACAUUUGGAUGUAUUAUUUACUUCUCUGUGUACAGUAAGUAUUGUAUUUGUCAUAAGAAAUGUUCGCAUCAGCACUCCGGACAUCUGCGGCCAUUCUCGGCCGGGCCGUUCGCGUGCGCCCCGUUGCAUUGGCAUCACGUCUCGGAGGUGUGAGAUAUUCUUCAGGACACGAAGAGACCGAUGAGGAGUUUGACAGACGAAUGACGGAGUUCUUCAAGAGAAAGGACAUUGACGGAUGGGAUGUGCGACGGGGAUUGCAGGAGCUGCAUCGUAUCGACGGAGUUCCUGAGCCCGAGACGAUCAUCGCGGCCCUGCACGCCAUCCGACGCGUCAAUGAUCAUUCACUUGCUGUGAGGUUUAUGGAAGCACUGAAGGAGAAGGCGGCCGACUGUAAAGAAAUCUAUCCCUAUCUUAUGCAGGAGAUACGACCGACUCUGAACGAACUGGGCAUUUCCACUCCCGAAGAAUUGGACUAUGGCAAGCCUGAAUUAGCCCUGCAAAACCCUGAAGAAAUGCACGUCCAUGGUAUUGAUUUCAGUGCAAAACCAAAAGCCCACGGCCACCACUAAUAAAUUAUCGAUUACCCAGAGUUUUUCGAUCAGUUGACGUGUUAAACGUUUUAUCUGUGGACUUUUCUUAAAGAAUAAUUGAAUAACAACGCCAUCGGAAGCUUAGUAAAUUUUUGUCUACUUGAAUGUUCUUUGUCUGUGUUAGUUAUUAGUAUGCAUACUUCUACCGCAUUUACGUAGGCUUAUGUUUGGGUUACUUGUACAUAUCGCCAUUCGGUCCUCCAGCUAACUGUACUGUGGUUUCCAGACCGACAAGCGAGGAAGAAAGAGAAAAAACAACCGCUCAGCUUUCGA
Paramacrobiotus metropolitanus is the source of this 951-nucleotide messenger RNA. Its product is annotated as cytochrome c oxidase subunit 5A, mitochondrial-like. The transcript is spliced from 3 exons. NCBI's taxonomy places the organism in Eukaryota, Metazoa, Tardigrada, Eutardigrada, Parachela, Macrobiotidae. Bases 148 to 657 code for a protein of 169 amino acids. Gene Ontology annotation, cellular component: mitochondrial inner membrane. Gene Ontology annotation, biological process: mitochondrial electron transport, cytochrome c to oxygen. The record is from RefSeq and is a predicted model, not a curated record.